AUGGGAUCUCAAUGUUGUUCUGCUCCCUAAAAGCAAUAAACCAUCGAAUUGAUCAUAGAUGUCAAGGGAAGUUUUCACUCUUAAAGACUAAAAAACCUUAAUAGCAAUAAAAUCAUUGCGCAAUAUUGCAAUGAAGAGGUAAAAGUCCAUGAGGAGAGUUUCGAACUGAUGGGAAUUAGUCCUUAACUUGUUUUAGGUGGAGAAGACAAAGGUCCAGAAUAAAGGAAGGCGUUAGUGCAGUAAGAUGAAAGUAAAAAUUACACAUUUAUAUUGAGAAUCUUUAAAGAAGGGCGAAAAGAGGAAAUAGUCGGUGUCAUCGGUCGGAUCUUUAAAACUUGGAGUGGAGGUUUUUGUGAAUCUCAAAUAAGGGAGCAUUCACAAAUAUUAUGAAACAGGAGAGGUUUUAGGAGAAGGAGCCUAUGGGAAGGUUUGGAAGGUGACUCAUAAGAACAGUGGUAAGAAAUGUGUUUGAUAAAAAAGGGAUGGUGAGAGCAAUGAAACAACUUAAGAAAAGUUCUUUAAUACUUGAAGAAUAAUAGAGACUUUUUGCAGAGAUGAAUAUACUAAGAAAUUUGGAUCAUCCUCACAUAGUUAAAUUAUAUGAACUAUACUAAGAUGAGUAGAAUUACUAUUUGAUUACAGAGUAUCUGUCUGGAGGAGAGUUAUUUGACAGGAUAAAGAAGAUGAGUUACUUUAGUGAAAGAAAGGCUGCAUCUUUUAUGAGAGACAUAUUGUCUGCUGUUGUUUAUUGUCAUGAAUAAAACAUAGUGCAUCGAGAUCUAAAACCAGAAAAUAUAUUAUUUGCUAAUGAAUCACUAAAUUCGACAUUAAAAAUAAUUGAUUUCGGAACAUCUAGAAAGUAUCAUGCUGAUAGAAAAAUGACCAAAAAACUUGGAACUGUACAUACUCAUUUAAUUAGUAUAGGCUUAUUACAUGGCUCCGGAAGUGAUGAGGAAAGAUUAUAACGAAAAAUGUGAUGUAUGGUCAUGUGGAAUAGUUUUGUAUAUUCUGCUUUGUGGAUAUCCUCCAUUCACUGGUGUAAACGAUAAACUAAUUAUGCAGAGAAUAAGUGAUGGCAAAAUCGUAUUUAAUGGUAAAUAACCUUCGAAAUACAGAGUAGAUAAUGAUUGGGCCUUGAUUUCAAAGGAAGCAAAAACUCUUAUCUCCAAAAUGCUUUAAGUGGAUCCCAAUUAAAGAAUCUCAGCCAAGUAAGCAUUAGCAGACUCUUGGAUAGACAAGCAUAAUUCAAAUGAGCAAGUUAAUCUAGUUGUAUUAUAAAAUUUACAGCGAUUUUAAGUAUCUUUUUUUAUAGUAACCAUUUAAUUAAGGCCAAAUCUGUGUUCUCUCAAGCAGUUCUUUCCUAUAUUUCUAGUUAGAUGACAAGUAAUCAAGAACAAGAAGAGCUAAUAAAAGCAUUUCAAAGUUUAGACAAAGAUUAAAAUGGAAUUUUAUCCAAAGAUGAACUCAUUGAAGGUUAUUCACUAGUAUUGAAAGAUAGAGAAUUGGCUAUACGAGAGGUUAAUAAGAUAUUACAUAUAGUCGAUCUAAAUCAAAGUGGGUAAGUAGACUUUUCAGGUAUUUCAAUAGAAUCUAUAUUUAAUUAUAGAAUUUUUGAUGGCUUCUAUGAAUUAGGAGAAUCUAGUGUCACUUGAGAAAGUGAAGGCAGCAUUUAAAAUGUUUGAUGCUAACAACGAUGGUAAAAUAUCAAAAGAAGAACUUGAAAUGAUGAUAGGCAACUUAGAGGACAAUCUAUGGCAACAAAUUCUAGUUGAAUGCAAAGCAGAAGAAGAAAUAACAGAAGAAGAAUUCAUAAAUAUACUACUUAAUUCGAAGCUUUGA
Messenger RNA from Paramecium octaurelia, 1839 nucleotides. Lineage: Eukaryota; Ciliophora; Oligohymenophorea; Peniculida; Parameciidae. The record is from the annotation of a GenBank genome assembly.